Molecule: messenger RNA, 3577 nt
Organism: Xenia sp. Carnegie-2017
Lineage: Eukaryota; Metazoa; Cnidaria; Anthozoa; Malacalcyonacea; Xeniidae
Product: protein dispatched homolog 1-like
Exons: 4
Coding region: 173-3310 (1045 amino acids)
Cellular component (GO): membrane
Source: RefSeq, a predicted model, not a curated record
CAUAUUGAGACAACUCAUUUGAUAUUCAUGUAUGUCGUCGUGAUAUAAACAAGAAACUGAACGAUAGAAACGAUACUCGAUUCAUCUGCGCUUCGCAGUUAGUCGUACUUUAACGCGUGUACUUUUGUAAAGGCUUUCCAAUGGUUUUUAGAGACUUUUUUGUGUUGUGAAUAUGGUUGAAAAUGAGCAAAAUGAUGCCGUAUCAACGUUGUGUAAAAAUUGUUGCUCAACGGGUCUCGGAAAAAUGGAGGUUGGUCCUGACGAAGAAGAACGACAAUUUAUUGUCGAAAAUAUAACUGAAUCAAGUGAAUCCAGCUGCUCAUAUGAAAAUUCCCGAUCAAGGUAUGCAGCAUUCAUUGUGAAACAUCCGUAUGUUGUUCUAUUGUUGAUCUUGGUUUUGGUUAUAUUAUGUGCAUGUUUCAGUCUCAUUCCACAGCUUGGGGCUCAACCAUUGCCCACCUUUGAUGAACCCGUUAAGGGGUUUGAAGCUCGAGGUACACUUAUCAGCGAUCGCUGGCUCAGUCAAUGGAAUCUGUUUAUGAGUGAGCGUCAGGGUGAAAUCACGCGAGUUCCUCCACGCUGUGGAGUUGAAAAUCCCAUCAGUCAAUUGAAGAUCGGUGAUGCUCCUGCAAUUUGCACGGGGGAAGAGACGUUUAGUAUGGGUAAACUUACAGUGAAAUUGGUGUUCGAGACAAAGAAUGGACAGAAUCUUUUUACUGCGACAAAUCUCAAGUCUAUUUGCAAUUUAGAAAAAAGAAUAAUUCGCGAUUACCCCAAAUUAAACUCUUACUGCCAUACACCCAAUGGAAGCAAAGAAUGCUGCCCCAGCUGGUCGCUUGGUCACUAUGUGGCAUUGUUAAAUGGUAAUUCAUCUUGUUUAGACAUUGAUGAAAAUCAAGUCGAAAGAGUAAAAAACUUGCUCCAAACUUGCUCGAGAUUUUAUUACAACGGAAGUCUGAAGCCAGAUUGUUGGAACUUUAAACGUAAAGCGGUCGGUAAAUGCGGGGCGAUUCCUAAAAGCUGCACAAGACUCAAUGCUGUUUACAAUAUCCUUCAUUAUCUUACUGAUACCCAAUUUCUCAAGGGUAGUGUCAAUAAUACAUUCUUAAAAUAUAGUUUGGUCCUGGUACCCGUGAAAGAGAUUGAAAGCUUUCAGGUCGAUGUCUAUGAAAGUCGACUUCAAGGUAUCAUUAGUAACUCAAACGUCGUCCUCGCUGGAUACGAGCUUAGCCGAUUAAAAUACGAAAUGUUCAACGCUAAAAUGUUGGAGGAUCUCUACCUUGCUGCCAUUGCAAUGUUCUUUAUCAUGAUUAUUCUAUGGUUGUAUACUGGAUCGUUGUUAAUCACUUGUAUCGUUGGCGUCAUUAUCGUAUCAAGUUUGAUUAUCGCGUAUUUUGUCUAUAGCGUUGUGUUAAGAAUGAAUUUCUUUCCGUUCCUAAACGUUCUCACGUCCGUGUUCCUAGUCGGUAUUGCUGCAGACGACGCAUUCGUUUACAUGGAUAUUUGGAACCAGUCCACUCGCGAACAACAGAAGAAACGCAGCAAACCUCCAUUAAACGACGAGGAACGCAAUGAGGAGUUUGUCUCCAUCACUGUGAACACAAUGCGACACGCAUCUGUGUCUAUGUUUGUCACCAGUUUCACGACAUCAUCCGCGUUCUUUGCUGGUCUCACUUCUGAUAUUACGUCUAUACAGCUAUUUGGAUUGUACUCUGGUCUAUCCAUACUCUGUAUGUUUUUUCUAAUGAUUACGUGGUUUCCAGCUGCCGUGAUCAUACAACAAAAGAUGUACGGGAAUCAGACGUGCUGUUCCCGUAAUAUUCUUUCAAAACCGUAUCUGAAAGGCCCGCGAGACAUCGUCAAUAAGCUUGUUCAACUUCAUCAGACGUUCUUUGCCAAAUCCCUGCCGCGCAUUGUAAUUAAGUGGCGUUAUUUCUGGCUGUUACUUUUAUCGCUUAUUGCAGCUGGUGGCUUUGUUGUGUCAACGUAUAAACCCGGUCUCAAGCUCCCUUCGACUCAGGACUUUCAAAUGUUUGUCGAUUCUCACGAAUUGGAGAGAUAUCCGUUGCAUCUUAAGAAAUAUUUUCACUUUGAGACGACAAAACGUUCCAGUUUUCCCCUUUUCUUUCUAUGGGGUAUAAAACCUGUGGAUAAUGGUAACAUUUUUGACCCUUACGACACGGGAAAACUAAAUUACGACUCAGAUUUUGACAUGACUAGUAAAGAAGCUCAACGGUGGAUCAACUCUUUUAUCUCGCGCUUAAAAAAGCAGCCGUUCUUCGCAAAAGAGCAGCCUUUAACAAAGCAAUGCUUCAUCGAAGAGUUUUUUACAUACAUGCGCCAGAAUUGUAGCGAAGGCAACCAGAUUUGCUGUAAGAAUUCUGUUUUCCCUUACAACGCCACCGUGUUUAACGAAUGUUUACUUCAAAUGCAGUGCUUGAAGAUCAAAGAGGCACAAUUUCAAGGACAGAGCAUCGAGGACGGUGCACCUUUGUUUGACAAGAAAAACAGACUACGUGCGGUGUCUUUGAAGUUUGACAGCAACGUGUCAUUCACGUGGUCUUAUGAUCCCGCCGAUCGGUUCUGGAAGGAUGUGGAGAAUUGGGCUGAUAGAGAGUUCAAAAAUGCAUCAGCUGUUAGCGGUUGGUUUAUCAGUAAACUGAGAUAUUAUGAUCUUCAAAAAAGUCUCUCCACGGGAACUUUUCUUUCGAUGAGCAUUUCGCUUGGUAUUGCAUUUGGUGUGAUGCUCCUUACCACCAGAAAUAUAUAUAUCAGUGUGUUUGCCAUUAUUACCAUAGCAUGUACUCUGGGUUGUACGGUUGGUUCGCUCGUACUAUUGGGAUGGGAGUUAAACAUAUUGGAGUCAGUCACUUUUUCUGUAUCUGUCGGGUUAUCUGUGGAUUUUGCGCUGCAUUAUGGAGUAGCGUACGUUCUUGCUGAAGAGAAAAGUCGUAGACAAGACAGGGUCUCGUUUUCUUUGAUUGGAAUGAGUUCUGCGAUUACUAUGGCUGCUUUCACCACAUUCAUAACAGGUACUAUAGUUCUGCGUUCAGAUGUUUUGUCAUAUAUUCAAAUUGGACAAUUUCUAAUGAUCAUCAUGUCCGUCAGUUGGGUCUACGCCACGUUCUUCUUCCAAGCGCUUUGUUGCUUGUGUGGACCUGAGAACGACUCAGGUCAAUUGACUGUCGCCAAACUGAGAUCAGGAUAUCAGAAACUGCGAUCGCUGUGCACCAUUGCAGAGUCAGAUGAACAUAGAAUGGUGCCGAAUGGAAAAGGUUCGAAAGAAAUCCGUGUGAUUUACAUAAAGUAAUAGUAUAUACCUUUGUAUUUACCACUGUUAAAUUGGUUUUUCUAUUCCAAGUUUCGAUGCAGAGUUUAUAUUAGAACAUGUUUUAUUCCGUAAAAUUAUUAAUGAAUUAAUAUUUUGACUUCGAGUGUGGGGGUUCCACGUGCAACUAAAAACUAUUUAUGUAAUUUUCGUCAAUACAUUUGUAUUUAUUGGCUGUGCAAUUUGUAAAUAAUUUUUGAUGGAUGUAAGUAAUUGAGCAUUUUGUUAAUAUACUGUAGUAUACAUUUA